Messenger RNA from Periophthalmus magnuspinnatus, 3481 nucleotides. RefSeq names its product collagen alpha-1(II) chain. The coding region runs from base 1 to 3459 and encodes 1152 amino acids. Gene Ontology annotation, molecular function: extracellular matrix structural constituent. The transcript has 54 exons. Lineage: Eukaryota; Metazoa; Chordata; Actinopteri; Gobiiformes; Gobiidae. The record is from RefSeq and is a predicted model, not a curated record.
AUGAACGACGAAGGUGUUAAAGGUGAACCUGGAGAAGCUGGACCAGUCGGCCCUCCUGGUUUUUUAGGUUUAAAAGGUGUUCAAGGACUUCCAGGAGCUCCAGGCCUAGAGGGGGAAUGUGGUUAUGAUGGGAUAAGAGGACCACCUGGAACACCAGGUGCACCCGGAGUCACUGGGGGGAUUGGACGACGAGGGAUCAAUGGGACAGAGGGUGAUCCAGGUCCUGCUGGUCCCAGGGGUCGAGUUGGCCCUCCUGGUCCAAUAGGGUUGGUAGGACAGAUAGGUGUACCAGGACCUCAAGGAUCUCAGGGCCAAUCUGGAGUUGAUGGUCCAUAUGGUCCAAAAGGGGAAACGGGCACUGUAGGUCCUGUGGGCAUCAGGGGAUCCCCAGGCCUUGAAGGAUCUAUGGGGAUUCCUGGAAGUCCUGGAUCAAAGGGGUUUCCAGGUCAAUGUGGCUUUACAGGACUGGAUGGUGACAAAGGGGAAACUGGGCCGAAAGGAGACAAAGGUGCUCCAGGUGGUAGAGGGAUCCCGGGCCGUCAGGGGGAGAGAGGGGAGCAAGGGUCAGCGGGUCUCCCAGGGGACAGAGGUCAGCCCGGGCCACAGGGGAAAGAGGGUGAAGACGGUGAAGAGGGCCUUCAGGGCUCACUGGGGAGACAGGGGCCAAAGGGUAACAGAGGUGUACAAGGACAGAAGGGUAUGAUAGGACCUAAAGGACCAAGAGGUCGUACUGGGCUCCCUGGUCAGUUUGGACUGCCUGGCACAGCGGGUUUCAGAGGCCAAGUCGGGAUAGAGGGACCAGAAGGAAAGCCUGGUACACAGGGUGCUCCUGGUCUGAUUGGUGUCAUUGGUCCUAAAGGAGACAGAGGUUUUCCUGGGGCAUCUGGCGAAUUAGGACAGACCGGUCCAAAGGGGGCAGUGGGCCAGACAGGAAUCCCUGGUUCAAAUGGGGCACCUGGACGUACAGGGGAGAGGGGCUUCACUGGGAAACCCGGGUUAACUGGCCCUCAGGGACCAGUGGGCAUGUAUGGUUACCCAGGAGCAGUGGGUCCAGUUGGGACACCAGGCCACAUGGGAGAAAGAGGAGAUGCAGGAGUCAGGGGGCCACUGGGAAGCAAAGGAAUGCCUGGACCUCAAGGUCUGCGUGGCCCUGUUGGUGAGAGAGGACCCCCAGGACUACAGGGCUUUCAAGGAGCAGUGGGGUCAAAAGGGGUUCGGGGACAGCCAGGCCCUCCAGGACGUCCCGGUCCCCAGGGCCCUGUCGGAGCUGUGGGGCCCAUUGGGAGUCAGGGGCCUCCAGGGAAACAGGGGCCCCCAGGAGUCAGAGGGUUUCCAGGAACAGCAGGUAUUGGAGGAGCAAUGGGUGCAUCUGGAAACAAAGGAGAGAGGGGCAUUAUGGGUCCUGCUGGAGAUCUUGGCCCACCUGGACUAGAUGGCUUGCAGGGUCCACCUGGUCCAUCUGGAGAAGAAGGAAAACCUGGAAGAAAAGGUGUCCAGGGAUUUCCUGGAGCCAAAGGACCACAGGGAAUGAAAGGCCUUAAAGGAGAGCCUGGUCUUCAGGGCUCACAGGGACUGACAGGCAAACCUGGGCCCAGGGGCAAAGAGGGAGGAAUUGGUGUUCCAGGAAAACGUGGAGAUGCAGGGCCUUAUGGACCAAAGGGAAAUAUUGGAGCUCGUGGGUUGGCAGGAUCAGAUGGCCCUUUAGGUCUGCCAGGAAAACAGGGUGCAAGAGGGACUACAGGGGAUAAGGGAUAUCCUGGUGUGAUGGGCGCUGUUGGUCUGAGGGGGAAGGCUGGACCAAUGGGAUUAAUGGGGCAAAUGGGUUUUCUAGGACUUUCGGGGCUUCCAGGUCAUGUUGGAAAACAAGGACAAAAGGGGGAAAGGGGCCCAAACGGUUUGAGAGGGGAAGUUGGAGUACCUGGUCCAAAGGGAGUGUCAGGACGCAGAGGGCUCAAAGGGGAAACGGGUCAGCUUGGACCUAAAGGGUCCAUUGGUGUCAGAGGAAGACCGGGAAAUGCUGGUCCGAAAGGAUUUUCUGGGCCACAGGGACCAAGUGGAGAACCUGGAGUCAAAGGAGAACAAGGAGACGUGGGCUCUGAUGGACUUCAGGGACAGAAAGGACAAAAAGGGUCACCUGGACCAAAGGGUGAAGAAGGUGACCUGGGUCCGGAUGGUCCAGUUGGUCCACGUGGUCCUCAGGGGCCUAAGGGUCUCCUCGGUAUGGAAGGAAAAAAUGGUGUAAAGGGCCAAAAGGGCAAUGAAGGCAAGAGGGGACCCCCUGGGAAGAGUGGACACACAGGGAGGAAGGGAAAAAAGGGAAAAUCAGGGAGUAGGGGCCUCAGAGGAAAAAGUGGCGAAAAGGGAAAAACUGGCACCAUGGGUUCACCUGGUCCACCGGGCAGACGAGGCCCUUAUGGCAAACGCGGGCCACAAGGUCAAAAAGGCAACAAGGGACGACCAGGCAUUAAGGGUGAGCCAGGAGCAAUGGGGCCACCUGGACCUUUUGGUGGAGAUGGUUUGAAGGGAGUUAGAGGCCGGAUUGGAGUCCGAGGGAAAAUUGGACAGAAAGGAGAGCAGGGAGAUAUUGGCUCACCUGGUCCUCGUGGAGCACCUGGAUUACCUGGAUUACCUGGAUUAUUCGGACCAAAGGGGCUUAAAGGAUUUUCAGGAGCACGGGGUCAUAAAGGACUUAAAGGAAAACCAGGGCCUCCAGGUCGACCUGGACCACCAGGGCCUUCUCUGAACCGCACACUUCAUCAGAUGAAGGAGAUGAUGUUCAUGUCAGACAGACCUAACUACUUGUUGGUUCAGAAUCUGCUGGAGUCCCUGCAGACAGACCUGCGCUGGUUCAUCAAUCCUCCAGAGGGCACCAGAGAGCAUCCCGCCACCACCUGCAUGGAGUUGUGGCUGGCUCAACCCAAUGCCACAAAUGGGAUGUAUUUCAUUGAUCCAAACCAAGGAAGCCCAGCAGAUGCUUUCCAAGUGUAUUGUGACUUUAUAGUGGAGCCAAAGACCUGCCUAUCCCCUCUCCAGUCUCAGGUUCCAGUUAAACCCUGGCUAAAAGAAUCUGACAUUGGUUUGUCAUUUAGUUGGCUGAGUACAUUUAAAGAUGGCUUUCAGUUUGAAUAUCCCGGUGUGGAUGUGGUGCAGCUGAGGUUCCUGAGACUCCACAGCCGACUGUCCUCUCAGACGAUACAAUAUUCAUGUGGUCCAGGGAGCAGACAGAGUGGAAAUAAAAGAGAAAUCAAGUUUUUAUCUGAUACAAGGGACCAGAGCUACCUGUCCACACUGCGGGACUGUGAGCCCUCAGGAGAUUGGGGCUCAGGAUCGCAGGAAUCUUUUUUUGAGUUUGAGAGUGAAGACUUGGAGUUGCUCCCUCUCAGGGAUAUUGCCGUGUUUGGAAAUCAUGAAGUAACCCAGGACUUUGGCUUCACAGUGGGACCGGCAUGCUUCAGCUAACACUGAACUGUCAGCCGACAUU